This is a messenger RNA of Apis dorsata (giant honeybee), 691 nucleotides long. RefSeq names its product lysozyme c-1-like. NCBI's taxonomy places the organism in Eukaryota, Metazoa, Arthropoda, Insecta, Hymenoptera, Apidae. The transcript has a single exon. Bases 174 to 602 code for a protein of 142 amino acids. The record is from RefSeq and is a predicted model, not a curated record.
ACAUAGUUCGAUCGAGUAUAACAUAACAAGCGAGGCAAGCCGUGUCUAUCACUUACGACGAAUCCUCGUCACGGUGCAUACAGUAGCACGCGAUAGUGUUUCGCGUCGAAAUAUCGUUCGAUCUUAUUAUAGAUCGAUAACGGGUCGGCGUCGAGGAACAAACGAACAAGAAGAUGAAACCGUGGCUGAUAUCGCUAUUCCUCGUCGUUCUGGUCGAUAGCCAGGUUAUAGCCAAAAUUCUGACGGAAUGCGAAAUCGUGCAACAGCUCCAACAAGCUAGAAUCUCAAGGAGCGAUAUCAGCAGUUGGAUCUGUUUGAUGCAGAGCGAGAGUGGAUUGAACACGAAUUUGAUAACCGGGCCGAAGACGGCCUCCAGUUAUAGUUACGGGAUCUUCCAAAUUAACAGCGCCAAAUGGUGUUCCAGGGGACAUAGUGGAGGCAUUUGCAGAAAACGUUGCGAGGAUUUCGCGAACGACGAUAUCAGAGACGAUAUCGUGUGCGCUAAGAAGAUUCAAAGUUUGGAAGGGUUCAAGGCGUGGGAUGGUUGGGUGAAGAAUUGCAAAAAAAAGCCUUUGCCAAAUAUACAGAAAUGCUCACGAUGAUGACGAGCAUACCUUUCGAAGCCCUAUCGAAGCAAGUACCGUAAAAUGAGGUAAAUAGAAAUAUUUUUGCGAAACAAAUUUUGGAGAAA